This is a messenger RNA of Penicillium lagena, 675 nucleotides long. RefSeq lists its product as uncharacterized. Gene Ontology annotation, biological process: IRE1-mediated unfolded protein response; intrinsic apoptotic signaling pathway in response to endoplasmic reticulum stress; protein phosphorylation. Lineage: Eukaryota; Fungi; Ascomycota; Eurotiomycetes; Eurotiales; Aspergillaceae. The transcript is spliced from 2 exons. Gene Ontology annotation, cellular component: IRE1-TRAF2-ASK1 complex. Gene Ontology annotation, molecular function: ATP binding; RNA endonuclease activity; protein serine/threonine kinase activity. The record is from RefSeq and is a predicted model, not a curated record. The coding region runs from base 1 to 675 and encodes 224 amino acids.
AUGGUCAAUUCUACCGAGGCUUAUCGAAGAAGCGACUUGAUCCCGUCGCACAGCUUCUAUCCAGAUUACGAUAACAUCUUUACACGAUCGUACGGCAACGGAAGUGGAAAUUGGCAUCUCAAACAGCCGAAAUUGUCAGAUUACAACCCCGACAACCCGAACCAAGUUCAAAGCCAGGUACUCCACGAAGUUCGAAUCUGCGAGCUUCUCAGAAAACAGCCCCAUCCCAAUAUUGCCCAGUACCAUGGCUGUGACGUUCAAGAUGGCCGUAUUACCGGUCUUCUCUUUACGAAGUAUGACCGGACUCUAAUGGAAAGAGCCAAUCCCAGCUGUCUAAGCAAACGAAUGUUCGCUGAGAGGAGAAGUGGGGGUUUAUCAGCUCAAGAGACAGAAUGGUUAGUUCAAGUGGAGCAAGGUCUUCGACACCUCCAUUCUCUAGGAAUUAUUCACAAUGAUAUCAACCCAUCGAAUAUCGUGUUCGAGAAGGACAAAGCAGUGAUCAAUGAUUUUGGCUCAUGUUGUUUCCACGGGGCUGACGUUAAAUCGAUCGGGAGGACAUAUCAGUGGCACGACGAGGAAGCGACAACUGCGCUGCCGAGUAAUGACUUGGAUGCCUUGGAAGAGAUACAGCUGUGGCUCGCUGGAGAUCUAAAAAACUUCAAAUUCGACACUUAG